AUGGCCUCCACCACUGUCGAACGCCUCGCGAGGCUCCUUGCCGUUGCAGGUUGCUGCUGCCUCUUUGUGCUGGCUCAAGCCACGGACGAUGGCGGCGGAGUCGGGAUGCGAAGUGAGGAGCUUCUGGGUCUCUUCGAGGUGUUGGGUGCUCUCCUGAACGACCCAAGCUGGGCGCAGCUCCACCCACGCCCUUGCACCGAGACGCCGUGGCUGGGGAUCCAAUGCGAGAUGGUGCUCGGUGAUGGAGUUCAGGGACGGCAGCAGGAUCCUUAUCUUCAUGUCACAAAGAUUCACAUCGGCCCCGACGUCGCUUCACCGCCAUGUAAGGCCUCUGCAAAGCUCUCCGAGUCCAUGCUCAAGCUCCCUUACCUCAAGUCCCUCUCACUCUUCGGCUGCUUCCUCGUCCCGGACACGGUCUCCCUCUCUCCAUCUCUCUUCGCCAAUGCCUCCUCCUCCUUAGAGCAGCUGGUCAUCAAGUCCAACCCGGGCCUCUCCGGAGCCAUCCCACAGACCAUAGGCAGACUGCAGAACCUGAGAGUUCUCAGCCUCUCACAGAACGACCUACAUGGAGAAAUCCCAAAGGAGGUGGGAGAACUUGGGAAGCUGGAGCAGUUGGACCUCAGCUACAACCAUCUCACUGGCAUCAUCCCUGUGGGCAUUGGUGGGUUGGCUAGUUUGUCCAUCUUAGACCUCAGCUGGAACGGGCUGGAAGGGGAGAUCCCUUGGUCGGUAGGUCAGCUCCAGUCCCUCCGAAAGAUGGACCUUAGCUUCAACAAAAUCUCUGGUAGGAUUCCAACAGAUGCAAGCAAGCUACAGAGUCUGAUCUUGCUGGAUCUGAGCCACAACUCCCUGACAGGGCCAAUGCCAGAUGCACUCUCGGAUCUGAGAGAACUGCAGUACUUUCUUUUAGAGCACAAUCCUAUAGGAACAAGCAUCCCUCUCUUUCUUGGUGCCCUUAAGAACAUGGUGGUGCUUGGUCUCUCAGGCUGCGGGCUCUCAGGUCCAAUACCCACGUUCUUUGGCUCUCUCACCAACCUCACCACCAUAUCCUUGGACAGGAACAGACUCAAUGGGACAAUCCCUGCCAGUUUAGAGGCAAUCCCAAACCUUGGUCAGCUCAACCUGAGCCAAAACCAGCUGAGUGGGGAGAUGGCUUUCUCUGAGGAGUUCGUGAGCAGACUUGGGGAGAGACUGGAUGUCAGGGACAACCAGGGACUAGGUCAUCAUGGCCCGAGUCUCCUCCACCGGAGUCCAGUGCUGUGA
Messenger RNA from Musa acuminata AAA Group (dessert banana), 1263 nucleotides. RefSeq names its product receptor like protein 29-like. The record is from RefSeq and is a predicted model, not a curated record. The transcript is spliced from 2 exons. Bases 1 to 1263 code for a protein of 420 amino acids. Gene Ontology annotation, molecular function: protein binding. Lineage: Eukaryota; Viridiplantae; Streptophyta; Magnoliopsida; Zingiberales; Musaceae.